Messenger RNA from Sesamum indicum (sesame), 1376 nucleotides. RefSeq lists its product as uncharacterized. Lineage: Eukaryota; Viridiplantae; Streptophyta; Magnoliopsida; Lamiales; Pedaliaceae. The record is from RefSeq and is a predicted model, not a curated record.
UAAGUAUGCAACCCAAGAAAAGUCGGGCAUCACAGGGUCCAAUAAUAGAUGCAGCUGUGGUGGCCCAUGAGCUAAACGUGUCUUCACAUUCUAAUUUGGUCCAUCUUCGAGAAGCAGCAAAAAUAUGUGGGGAAAUUAGAGUGAAAAUUGAGUUGUAGAGAGAGAUGCAGCGAAUGUAGAAGGAAAUGUUGGUCAUGUUCAAAACCACUCAAAAUUAUAGAACUCUAACUUCUUCCCCUUCCACAAGAAGAACCCAAAAAUCAAACAGCUACGAGCUAUUGUUCCUCAGACAACCAACAUAACAAGAAAAAUAAAUGGCCUAUAUUCUGCCAAAUCUUUCUCCAACCCUACUCCAACCCAAAGACAAACCCUCCGCCAUUGUUCCUCCACUUCCUUCGGUUUCCACUUCUACUGCUUCGCCGCAGACCAAGCUCGAGCCCCCACCUCCUCGGGGCGUCGCGCAGGUUAACCGGACUCCUGCUGCGCGGGACAACAAGCAGGAUGAAAGAAAUGACUUUUAUGUCAAUUUAGGCUUUGCUGUGCGGACUCUCCGUGAAGACCUUCCUUUAAUCUUCACCAAAGACCUCAAUUAUGACAUCUACAGGGAUGAUAUAACAUUCAGGGACCCUUUAAACACGUUUACUGGAAUCGAAAAGUACAAAUUGAUAUUCUGGGCACUGAGAUUCCAUGGCAGAAUUUUGUUCAGAGAGAUAUCACUGGACGUGCUGAGGAUUUGGCAGCCCUCUGAGUAUAUGAUUCUGAUUAGAUGGAACUUGAAGGGUGUCCCUCGGGUUCCUUGGGAGGCCAAGGGGGAAUUUCAAGGCACUUCGCGGUAUAAACUCGAUAGAAAUGGGAAGAUUUAUGAACACAAGGUUGAUAAUUUGGCAUUCAAUUUCCCACAGACAUUGAGGCCUGCAGUUUCAGUUUUGGAUUUGGUUGCAGCUUGCCCUGCCAGUCCCAAUCCUACGUUUUUAUGGGGGCCUGUGGAGGAUAGCUCGUCUUCUUGGGUAGAGUUUUAUAGGGCUGUGAAGGAGACGUUGGAUCGAGAAGAGUUGGUGAUCCCUCAAGAUUGUUUAGCUACCUGCUCAUAGUGAGAGGUGGUUUACUGCUUUCUGCUUUCUUUCCAUACAAGGAGAUGAUAUAGUGCUAUAGUGUAAACAUUAUUCACAUCUUAUAAAAUGGCUUUUCCAGGUAUAAAUAAGACUCUCAAGAUGAAAAAAAUACAGAAAUUUAUACAGAUUGUAGAUGAAUAGAGGAAACCAUGAAGAGUCCCAUGUAUUUGCAGUAGCAUAGGAUUAUAGAUCAGAUCACAAGUUCUGAUAUCUGUUUAUACACAAUAUGCAAUUAUUAGUUUUUAGUCAUGCUCAUUAUCCAAA